This is a messenger RNA of Alternaria ethzedia, 783 nucleotides long. RefSeq lists its product as uncharacterized. The record is from RefSeq and is a predicted model, not a curated record. NCBI's taxonomy places the organism in Eukaryota, Fungi, Ascomycota, Dothideomycetes, Pleosporales, Pleosporaceae. Gene Ontology annotation, molecular function: oxidoreductase activity, acting on the CH-OH group of donors, NAD or NADP as acceptor. Bases 1 to 783 code for a protein of 260 amino acids. The transcript is spliced from 3 exons.
AUGCCUACCAUACUCGUUGUAGGCGCAACGCGCGGCCUUGGUGCGAGCAUCGUACAAAAAUACGCAGCAGACGCGAACAACCAUGUUCUAGCGACCGCGAGGGCGUCAGAGCCUCCAGAGAACACAAGCAACAUAACAUACAUCCCCAACGUCGAUCUCGAAUCCCCACACGUCGGCAGCGAUCUCGUCCACUUUCUUGAAUCAAACCACAUACCACAUCUGGACAUCGUCAUCAUAACAGCAGGAUACUUUAAGACAGAAUCGCUUAAGGAGCCCUCGUUCUCCGCGCAACAGCGCAUGUACACCACCUGCGCCAUCGGCCCCACCAUCCUCGUUACCGCCCUCGCAAACUACAACAGCACGCUCCUCUCCUCCGCCUCCAAGAUCGUCUUCGUCUCAUCCGAAAGCGGCAGUAUAACACUGCGACACGAAUCUGAAGGCGGCGGCAACUACGGUCACCAUGCUAGCAAGGCAGCACUCAACAUGUGCAUGAAGUUGUUGAGCAUAGAUUUGAAAGAUAGGGGCAUUGCGGUUGUCUCCGUUCAUCCGGGCUUCAUGCGGACGGAAAUGACUCGUAAUGUGGGCUUUGAUAAGUUCUGGGAUGAAGGAGGGGCGGUUGAACCUGAGGUCGCGGCGGAGAGCCUGGUGGAGUGGAUUGAGACGUUUGAUAUUAGUCAUACUGGACAGUAUUGGGCGCCGAGGGGACCUGGUGAUAUUGGUACUGCUGAACCUGUGUUGGGGCCGAAGAGCAAGCUGUCUACUCCUCUUCAGCUGCCUUGGUGA